AUGAAUGAUAAUUACAGUGAUUUGCAGUAUAGAGAUGAAUUAGAUUUAAUAAACAGAUUCAUUCAUAAAUUAAAAUGUCUAUAUCAUCAAAUGACACCUUUGACAAAACUGUUGGAGUUACUUAGAUCUGAAUUUCCUCAGAUGUUCAAUCUAAACAAUGAUUUAAUACUCAACCAAAAUUUACAACAAUUGAUUUAUGCAAAUGUUGUAAAAGAUAGAGAUAGACCAACAAAACAAUAUUGUUCUAAAUUUAUAAAGUUACUCAUUGAAAUAUUGGAGAGAUAUGAUAAGGAGAUAAAUGAAGAACUAUUGGAUCUAUUGAUGUCCGAUUAUGUCGGUGGUGGAGCAUCAGAACACAAUGAUGAUGACGACGAUGAUAAUGAUAAAAAAGAAUAUAUAUACAAGUCAUACUAUAUCGACAAUCAAAAGUGGGUAACUCUUAAGAAUGAAGCAAUCUACAACUUGGUUGGAAUGACCACAUGGGGUGCUGCUUAUCUACUUUCCGAUUUCAUAUUGGCAAACAAACAACUAUUUAAUGAAAAGACUAUUUUGGAGUUGGGUGCUGGAACCGGUUUGAUUGGACUUGUGUUGGAUCAAGUCAAUUCAAAAUCUGUACUUCUAACUGACUACUCUCCAGUUGUUUUAGAUAAUUUAAAAUAUAAUAUUGAAAAUAAUGGAAUUAAAAUUCAAGAUUUAAUUAAUGUUGAAUAUGGAGAUGAACAACUACAACAAAAUCUGGAAAAUGGAGAUGAUACUAAAUUUAAAGUUAUGACAUUCGAUUGGGAAGCAAAUUUGGAUGAUAAACAAUGUGAAGCAUUUCAAUCCGAUAUUAUAUUGGGUGCGGAUAUUGUCUAUGAUCCAUCGCUGUGUAAAUAUUUGGUAGCAGUACUUCACCGAUUGUGUAUGAAGAAUCCGUCGACCGUCGCCUACAUUGCAUCUACAAUUAGAAAUCAACAAACAUUCAGCACUUUCCAACAGGAGCUACAAUCACACAACUUCAACAUCACAGAAAUCAAUUAUACACCCGACAAUUUCGUUCAUCCAUCACCAUAUAUCUACGAUUAUACACAAAUAGUUUUAUAUAAAAUAACAUUAAAAUAA
Molecule: messenger RNA, 1101 nt
Organism: Heterostelium album PN500
Lineage: Eukaryota; Evosea; Eumycetozoa; Acytosteliales; Acytosteliaceae
Exons: 3
Coding region: 1-1101 (366 amino acids)
Source: RefSeq, a predicted model, not a curated record